AUGUCGAUUCUCAUGGUGUCCGUUACGGAACUUCGUGGAUUAACCAAGAAUUAUCCUUUCAGGUUCAUCAUCAAUCCAUCCACCCUUCAAUCUGCAGUCCUAACAGAUAUUGCGAACAGCUCCCAUUGCCUAGACGAGGCCAAAAAUCGCGUCUACUCCGACCCCGCGUCAAACCGUUCCUGGAACUUGUGCUGGCUGGUGCUCAGCAAGAUCCAAACAGAUCAACUCGUGCCAUACUAUGCCCGCUACCAGGCUUCGCAGCCGGCAAUGUGGGGAGGGCAUACCCCGUCGUCUGAGCAGAUCACGCAGCUCACAGCGGCAUUUGUGGCGGAGUGGAAUUAUGCGGUUGGACAGAUGUUGAGACAUUGGGCACAACCGCCGGUGCGGUAG
Molecule: messenger RNA, 390 nt
Organism: Parastagonospora nodorum SN15
Lineage: Eukaryota; Fungi; Ascomycota; Dothideomycetes; Pleosporales; Phaeosphaeriaceae
Exons: 2
Coding region: 1-390 (129 amino acids)
Source: RefSeq, a predicted model, not a curated record